GUUUUGAUUUUUUUUUAAACUUAUUUUCCCUUCCUCGCUGAUCACGUUUUCCAUUUUACGCGCAGGCUAAAAAAGUUUCCGGUGAUUUUGGGAUGGUUCGUUUCUCCCGGAGAAGGAGCACAUUAAUGGGAUUCUUUUCCCCGCUGAAUCACCUGAGGGCCGCCGGACAGUGAGUGUCUGGAGGCUGAUGGACGACAUGUCUCCGCAGCAGCAGCAGCAGCAGCAGGAAAACACACGGCUCAGCAGAACAGAAGGAGAGAUGGCUCUCCCUUCUCAAAAGUCGGAUAAAAGAAGAGAAGGAGAAGGAGGAACCUAAAACUAUUCCUCUGAGGGUCUAUGGGAAGGGGAUCAAUACUUUUGCUAUUACCAAGACGCUUCCUGUCAGCAACUCAGAUUCAACCAAUGAGGUGAUCCGCCUGGCCCUGCAGCAGUUUGGCAUCAUAGGAAAUGUGAAAGACUUCCAGCUGUGGGUCAUCUCCAAGAGGGACAACGCCCCCUAUCCUCUGAUAGGUCAUGAGUUUCCCUUCAGUAUCCAGAUGAGUCAUGUGAGACAGGCGGGGUCUCAGGGGGGGGGGAGCAGAGCGGCAGACAGACAGGUGGAGCAGAUGCAGGUGUACAAGCAGUGCCAGUUCAUUAUGAAGCCUCGAAUCAAUGAAGCACCGCAGGAAUCUGCAGAUUUGUCUCAGAAGCCGUUCAAAAGGAAGCGCUCUCUCAUCACCUGGGCUUUCUGGAGAGGAUCCUCUUCUCACCUGAACGAACUUUCCCUCGCCAGCGGGCCCCGAGGCGUUCUGUUCGGCCAAUCACUGAGCUCCGUCUGCGUGGAGGACGCUCUGCCGAAACCCGUGAUGGACAUGAUGGCGUUCCUUUACCACGAGGGUUCGUGGACGCGGGGGAUCUUCCGUCGUCCGGCUGGAGCUCGAGCCGUCCGUGAACUUCGGGACUCUUUGGACAGCGGAGAGUUUCAACUUCCUCUGACGAGAGACCACGUCUUCCUCAUCGCCGGAGUCUUUAAAGAUUUCUUGCGCAGCAUCCCAAGCAGCUUGUUGUGUUGUGAGCUGCAUGAAGAGUGGAUGGACGUUCUGGAGGAAGAGGAGGAGGAAGAGGAACAAUUGCAGGACGUAAAGAGGAUGAUUUUACGGCUUCCCAAAGAAAACGCCCUGCUGCUACGCUACCUGUUAGCAAUGCUGCGCGGUAUCCAGGGCAACGCCCACGAAAACCAGAUGACGAGCUUCAAUUUGUCCGUGUGCAUCGCUCCCAGCAUGCUUUGGGCUCCAGGAGCUCCUUGCAGCCCUGAGGUGGAGGGAGAGGAAACCAAGAGGGUUUGUGAGCUGGUGAAGUUUAUGAUCGAGCACUGUCAGCAGAUUUUGGGGGAAGAUCCGUCUUCGCUGUUCGGAGGACCGCCACAAAGACUCACUGACGAGAUGGGAUCAGACUCGUGGCUUUACCCUCUGACCGACUCGUCCUACGACAGUCUGGAGAACGAGUUGGACGUCAGCAGCUCUCCGGGUUUCUGCAGCCGAGCCAAACCUCUCCAAGGCAGCCUGGACUCCAUCCUCACGCUCAGCGACUGCGAGCAAGAGCCAGAUUUACUGCAAACAAACAUGCAGGGGCUGAAGCUACACCUGCAGGGGAGCAAGAGCAACAGGAGGAAGAAGGAGCAUGCACACUUUUCAAGCUCCACUCAUGACGCACAAUCUCUAUCUCCUCACAGACCGAGAAGAUGCUCAGAGCCAGCGAUUAAAUACGUGGCUAAGUUUCGCCCGUGUGUCUCCAGGAGUAAGGAUAAAGAAGAUGAGAUGGUGUUGACACUGAGGAAAACAGGUUUGGAAAUUAGCUCUCCUCGCCUCCUUUCUACCACAAAUUCCCUCACAGCUACACACUCCUCCCUGGACUCUCUCAACUCCGAUAUCAGUGACCGAACAUGGGCCAAACGACGAGGGAUUCACCCAAACAAGAACCAUCUCCCUCCAAGCUAUCCCCCUGGCUCUUCUCCCUCCUCUGUAAGCUCUGCCCUGCCCUCUAGUGGACACCCAGGCUCCCCAGCAAAAGAAGCACCAAACUGGGGCACAUUAAAAGUCUGCAGGGGCCUCCAUCCAAACUCUUGGCUGAAGAAAGGCCGGAAGCUGUCACUGACCCAACAAGACAACGUGGAGAAGGAGGAAGACGACAAAACUGGAGCUGGACUUACUGGGAAAGCUGCACCAGAGAAAGGAAAAGCGGGGGAAAAGGGAGGAAGAAAACUGAUCUCAAUCAGCCAUCCCAUGCCCAUAUCAUCCUCUAAAGAUGCAGGAGGAGGAGGAAGAGGAGGAGGAAGAGGAGGCCAUGUGAAGGGGAGACAACCAACACAUCACCGCUCCACAGGGAGUCUUCAAAUCCCCACAAAUUCCCUGUGGAUCCACUCCUCAGACUCCCCUGCAGAGAGUGAAAUGAAGCCUCCAUCGCCGUCUUUAUUCUUCAAGCAUAGCAGGCCUUCUUUGUCGCUGUUCAAGCAACACAAGUCUCAAUCCGUGGGAGAAGGAUGCGACGCCAUGCUCCAAAAGCGACGAGGGUCUGAACCUGGGCGAGUGCUCGUGGAUCGAUCUUCCACUUUCACACGAGCACGACUUCCCAGCGACCCAGGACUCAAAAUCUCCCAUGUGGAUUCACCACAGUCCCAUUUCUGCCUCUCCCCAUGUGAAACCAAGACAGUGAGGGACUACUUUUCCUCUCACCCGCGCAGUAAUCCCCAAAGCGGCCAGCAGGUGGCGCUCGCCCUCAUGGAGAAUCGCAGGGAGUGGUUGAGGAGAUGCAGCGAUCCUUCAUCCGCCGAACCAGACUUUGAGAAGCUGCUAUUCGCUGAAGAGUCUUAUGUGUGAUCUUGAUUUGAUGCAACAAGGAAAUAAACGAGACGUCACUGCUGUGGUUAGAUGUGAUAUUCCGCACCUUAAAUGCAUGACUGCUUUUGGUGUAUGCCUUCAACACUUUAAUUAGUUUGCUUAGGUAAAACAAACACGGCUUAAGUACAUUUUAAACUUUGCCUAGUGCUUAAUGCCAGACAGGGAACACGCUUAAUGCAGAAACAACAUUUAUUUGUAUUGAAAUAAUACUUGAAUUCUAGUCCAAACUGGUGGAUCGUUGAUGCGUAAUUGUGUUGGUAUAUCAGGCCAAAGGAAAAACCUGCCAAUUUAAAUUACUUGGUGUAGCCUUUUUUUUUAAAUUGUAAACAAGUAUAUCAUCUCCUAUUAAUAAUGAAUCAUUGGGUUACCCCAAUAAAGACGUUUUUAUUUAUAACUUACUUGAUUAUUUUUGCCCUCAAAUUUAAAUGUCGAAGCAUGGCAGCUUUCAGAAGUACACUUAAUAGAUGGUUAAGGGUUACACUUGCUUUAUGACGCUAAAUGAGCAUCACUUUCU
This is a messenger RNA of Gymnodraco acuticeps, 3390 nucleotides long. Its product is annotated as rho GTPase-activating protein 20-like. Gene Ontology annotation, molecular function: GTPase activator activity. Lineage: Eukaryota; Metazoa; Chordata; Actinopteri; Perciformes; Bathydraconidae. The record is from RefSeq and is a predicted model, not a curated record. Gene Ontology annotation, biological process: regulation of Rho protein signal transduction; signal transduction.